AUGUAUUUCGUUACAUUAACGCGCGCCAAUUUCAUUUUGAAUGUACCUGGUAGAUGGGUUCAAGAAAACGAAAAUUUCGUUCAGAGCAAUGUUGUGCAAGUAAUUAUUGAAAAUUUCGAAGAUACACAAAAUCAUUUAAAUAUUUCUUAUAUCGAUUCGGAGGAAUUGGCAAAUUAUUCAAUUUUUGACACCGCUGACAUUGAACUUCAAUUCGACGUCGCUGUGUUCUUCUUACGACGUAAUAACCUCGAGCAACCGUUUCAAUACGGCCAAGCUACAGAGCAACACCUUACACUGAAUGAUGUUCAUUGUCUCAACGUCAAGCUAUUUGUGGAAAUGUUCAAGGCGAAUCAUGAAAUUUUCUCAUGUGGAUGUCUUCAAAGGGCCCAGUAUAAUUUCUAUAAGCUCAAUGAGGUUAUAUUUUUCAAAUCCUUUCUUAACGUGUAUAAAUGUGUGAAGGAGGGCAGCCCUAUUCUAAAGAAAUACCCUUAUGUUUUGAAAACGAAUAUCGAUGCUGUUGACUGCUUCAAAUAUAUUGUUGAAAUGAUUUUCGAGUUCGUCAAAUGCAAAAUAAUAGAUCAGAAUAACUGCGAGUUAAGCAAUAAGCGGAUUCCGAUGCUUCUCGAGCUUCUCCUCAAGGUGCCGAUGAGUAGUUUUCCGGAAUGUUGCAACAUUAUAGUGAACUUUCUACACAGAAUUGAGGAUAAUUCGGAUAUCUCGAAGAGAAGAAAAAUUUAUCGUCAAAUUGUCACGCAAAUUUUCAGUUUUGUCGAGAAAAAUCGAAAAGAGAUAAAACUCGACAAUGCUCUCAGUGCAGUGGUCUUAGAUGGAAAAUAUGAAGAACUGGAUGAAUUUGCGCACCCAUUAAUGUUACUGAAAAUCAUUUCUAAAGGAGAGGAAGCCUGGUCAUCUUGUGAGCAGCUCUUCAUAAAAUACGCAAAGGAAUUGAGUCUGGAUAGCUCUUCCUCAGACUUUCAUAUAAAGCUCAUCUACCUUAUCGAUCUUGCACUUGGAGCAAAUAAAGAAUUUACGGUGAUCAUCCCAAUUUUGAACGGAUUUGCCGAAAACUUCAAUAAGUACAAUGCUGCACAAAAAUGUUUGGCAAUGAGACUCCUUGAGAACGUCGAGGUAUUAAAUGAAAAUUUGCACAAUUUGGUUGAAAUUGAGAAGAAAAAAAUUUUCUCAAAUCUCGAUCCAAGCCAUCGAGAGAAUUGCACCUAUGUCGCGCAAAGCGUCAAAUUCUUGUCAGAAAAAGAGUUUGAAGAAUUAGCGAAACGAAAAAUGCCAACGGACACUUGGCUCGAGAUUUUCAACGAUUCAGACAAUUAUGCGAGACUCAAAACCAACAAUGACGCUUGGGAAAUGGCGAUAAAGCUUUGCGAGCACGAGAGCGCCAUUUCGUUUUUAGUAGAAGCGAUGCAACAAUUGGGCGAGAAAAAAUUUGAGCACUGGAUUAAACGCAGAUUUGAGCAAAUUAUGAACAAUUUUAAAACCGAAGAUGUCGCAACAAUUACGAAAAUGAGCCGAUUGUUCAUAUCAUUCUCAAUAGCGGUGCUCUCUUCGCAAGAGUUGGUCAAAUUGUUCACGCACAAAUUCCAUGUGGCAUUCAACGCAAUUUUCGAGCUUCUCAUUAUAUAUUAUUGUUUUGGUGCUGAGAAAUUUGACAAUGAUGUUGAUUUCAUCGCAAGAUUGUUGUAUAACACAAUUUCCGAUGGAAAUCCUCAAAUUGCCGCGGGUUUAUGCGUUGCCGACACGGAUGAUUUUGGGCAAUGCCUGAAAUACUAUUGUGAAGUCUCGAAGCGCGGAUUUUCGCGAAAAGACGCACUAUUGGACGCAAAAGUGUGGUGCAAUAAUUCGCAAUGGUACAAAAUCUUAUACAACGUCUAUGUGAAACCGCCGAUCUCAUUUGACGAGUCGAUGGCGAAAAAUGCGAGGAAUCGAAUCAUCGAAGUGUUUUCCGGUGUGUUUUGCGCAUUAUCAAAUGAAUUGGCGUCGAUUGGAACGACGGGAACGUCGGGAUUCGCGCGAUUCUCGACGCUUCUUUGCAAACAUAUCAACAGCACCAGCGAUUUUUCGACGGUCGAGAGACUUGCCGACGGCGUUAUUCAAGCGUUCACAAAAUUUGACACCAACUGGAGCAUAUUGUUUGUCAAGGCCCGAAUAUACGAGAUUCUGAAGGCUGCCGGGACGACGAAGCGUAAAAGGCUAAUCGCAAGGAUGAAACGUCGAAUCGAUGUUGAGGAGGGUGAGUGUUCAGACGAGGGAUCGCCAGGGGAGAAACGCGUGCGAAUGGAAGAUGAUGAUGAUUUUGUAAUCGACACGACGGCGAGCACGAUUGAAGAGGAAGAUGAUAGUGUUGAGGAGGGCGAGGUGGCAAAGGGAAGCCCGAGUCGAUGGGAGAGGAGUUUGAAGCGAUUUUUGCUAGAUGAGGCACCUCAAGAAAAGCCGAAGAAUGAUGGGCGGUCGAAAAUCAAAUGUUUUAAUUGCGAUGGUGAGCACUGUAUUCAGAGUUGUCCGGCGCCGAAAGACUACGCCAAAAUUCGAAUGGCGAAAUUGGCGUUUAUGCAAAAACAAAACAAUAACUCAAAUACUAGGUACCACGCGAAUAGUUCCGGCCAAUCAAGCAGCUCGAAAUACAAGCCGGGACGGUUAAGUUCCGAUUUGAGAUCGGCGCUGAACAUCGGACCCGAUGAUAUUCCCGAAUGGAUUUAUCGAAUGCGAAAAAUGGGAUUUGUUGAUGGCUAUCCGCCUGGCUAUUUAAAGAAGGCGCUCAAAUUUGAUGAUUCGAAUAGUCUCAUCACAUUUCACAUGGAUUCGACGAAUUUGAACAUCCCUGAGUCGUGUACCGAUCAGAAGAAGCCGCCGCCGAUCGUUGAUGACACGAAAGUGAUGUAUUAUAUGGGAUUCAACAACACGUAUCGUGCGCUAAGAGAUCGAGAAAAAUUUCAUGUGCCUCCAUUUCAAACAUUUUGUGAAAUGCUUCAAAAGGGAGUUACUGAAAAACACAAUGCUUCUGAAGAUGCCCGAAUACUUGAAGCGACAAUGCUGAAAGCAAAAAAGGAUAUGGAGAAGGCGGAUGAAAUCAAAGUGGACGAUGAUGAAAUUGUGAUUGAUCGCAAUCCGACAAAUGACGAAGAAGCGGAAGGGGAUGGGCGAUGCGAAACUCCGGAUAUGAACACGUCGUCAAUGGGCGAAUCGAUAAGCGUGAUCGUCGGCACACCAAUCGUCUCGCAAAGAGUUGACAGUGGCGAAUGGAAAAAGCAAUCGAUACCGGACCUGGAUAAGUUUGCUGUCGGAAUUGUUCCGUUCGAGGCGAACGAGGAAGUCGGAGAGCGAGGAAUCUUCAAGAAGAUCAUGACGAAAAUCCGUGGCUAUUCGACUGGAGCCGAAUGA
Caenorhabditis bovis is the source of this 3393-nucleotide messenger RNA. Lineage: Eukaryota; Metazoa; Nematoda; Chromadorea; Rhabditida; Rhabditidae. The record is from the annotation of a GenBank genome assembly.